Molecule: messenger RNA, 3922 nt
Organism: Salvelinus sp. IW2-2015
Lineage: Eukaryota; Metazoa; Chordata; Actinopteri; Salmoniformes; Salmonidae
Source: RefSeq, a predicted model, not a curated record
UUCUAUGUAAUAAUACGGUGUGUUCUAUGUGAUAAUACGGUGUGUUCUAUGUGAUAAUACGGUGUGUUCUAUGUAAUAAUACAGUGUUCUAUGUGUGUUGAAUGUGUCCAGGUACAGAAGACACCCGUCUGAAUAAUGAGUGUAACAGUAAGCCGGUGUGUCCUGCUAAGUGUCGCUGUGAAGCUAACGUAGUGGACUGCUCUAACCUUCGUCUCACCAACUUCCCCCAACAUCUACCUGCCUCUACCACCGAGCUGCGUCUCAACAACAAUGACAUCUCAGUGCUGGAAGCCACCGGCGUCUUCAAGACCCUCUCUCAGCUCAAGYAAAUUAACCUUAGCAACAACAAGAUCUCAGAGAUCGAGGACGGAGUGUUUGAGGGGGCGGGGUCUGUUGUGGAGCUCCAUCUGACAGCCAAUCACCUGGACUCUGUCAGAGGGACCAUGUUCAGGGGCAUGGGCGGCCUCCGCAUGCUGAUGUUGAGGAACAACCGUAUCAGCUGUAUCCAUAACGGCAGCUUCACUGGUCUGACCAACGUCCGCCUGUUGUCUCUCUAUGACAACCAGCUCCACACCAUAAUGCCUGGGGCCUUCGACCCUUGGAAGAGUUUUAGAACUCUGAACCUGUUGGCCAACCCGUUUAACUGUGACUGUCGUCUGGCGUGGUUGGGGGCGUGGCUUCGUUCUAGACGAAUCGUAACGGGGAACCCUCGCUGCCAGAGCCCCUCCUUCCUCAGAGAUCCCCUACAGGACGUAGCAGGACCAGACUUCCGCGUGCACGACGGUAUGGAGGAGAGUAGCUGUGCAGCUCGUCCUCAGUGUCCCAGUGAGUGUACCUGUACAGAGACGGUGGUCCGCUGUAGUAACAAACACCUCCAGGCCCUGCCAAGGGGUUGCCCCGCAACCUAUCUGGAUGGGAACCAGUUCAGCAUGGUGCCCAGAGAACUGUCCACCUUCAAACACCUGCAGCUGGUAGAUCUGAGUAACAACAGAAUCAGCUCCCUGUCUGACCCUCCUUUCUCCAAUAUGAGCCAGCUCACCACCCUCAUCCUGAGUUACAACUCUCUACGCUGCAUCCCACUGGCCCUGGCUGGACUACGCUCUCUCAGACUACUAUCUCUUCAUGGUAACGACAUCUCUGAACUACUGGAGGGGAUCUUCAGUGAUGUGGCCUCCCUGUCUCACCUGGCAAUCGGUGCCAACCCCCUGUACUGUGACUGUCAUCUGCGCUGGCUGUCUGACUGGGUGAAGAGUGGGUACAAGGAGCCUGGCAUCGCCCGCUGUGCCGGACCAAUGGGCAUGGAGGGAAAACUGCUGCUCACCACACCUGAGACCAAGUUUGAAUGUCUGGGUCCAGUGGAGACGUCUGUCCAGGCUAAGUGUAGUCCAUGUGUGUCUGGGCCCUGUCAGAACCACGGUGUGUGUCAGUCUGACCCUGUAGAACUCUACACAUGUUUGUGUGAGGAAGAGGAGGAUGUGUGUUCUCCUGGUAGAAACCCCUGUCAGCAACACUCUACCUGCAGCAGCACCACUACAGGCCCCAGGUGUGUGUGUGCCCCAGGCUUCGUGGGGGCUGACUGCAGUGUGAACUAUGAUGAGUGUGAGGAUCAGGACUGUCAGAAUGGAGCGGUGUGUGUGGACCAGGUAGAUGGAUACACCUGCACCUGCCCUCAGGGGUACAGUGGUGAGUUGUGUGAGGUGCCCCCUCCUCCUCCAUCUCCCUGUGAGCGGGCUCGCUGUCAYAARAGCGCCCCSUGUGUGGACAGAGGCGGUACUGCGCUGUGCCAGUGUCUGCCGGGGUUCGAGGGUGUGCGUUGUGAGAAGCUGGUCAGUGUGAACUUCGUGAAUAGAGAUUCUUACCUACAGCUGUCUGACCUGAAGAACUGGCCUCAGGCCAACAUCACACUGCAGACAAUGACCCAAAGCACGACUAUGCAGAAACCAUUUAGGAAGAAGCAGUUGCUGUAUCGCUAUAAGGAUGGCCAGCACAGCGCUGAGACGGUGAACGACGGGCGUUUCCAUACGGUAGAGCUGGUGACCUUUGACAGGAUGGUGAACCUGUCUGUGGACGGGGGUGCGCCCACCACUCUGGACAGUCUGGGAGGGGUCCCACCUCUGUCUGGAGAGGCACCGCUAUACGUGGGGGGUAUGCCAGAGAAGAUGUCCUACUCCUCUCUGAGUCUCUUCCAGCCCCUCAACUCCUCCAGUUUCCACGGCUGCAUCAGGAAUCUGUACAUCAACCACGAGCUGCAGGACUUCACCCAGACCACUAUGAAGCCGGGGGUGGUGCCAGGAUGCCAGCCCUGCAGGAAACUGUUCUGCCUCCAUGGAGUGUGCCAACCGGAUGGUGCCCAGGGACCCCUCUGCCACUGCCAGCCUGACUGGGUUGGGCUACACUGCGAUCAGCCAAUCGGAGGAGGCCUUGUUGGGGGUGAUGUUGCCCCGGCAACCACGGCUAACCCAUGCCAGGGGAAUAAAGGAGGGCUGGCGCGCCACCCUGUGCAAUCAACAGGGGGAGCUAACAGCACCAGCAGUGCCAGAAGACCAGCCAAGCCGUGUUCAGUGCUGCUCUGCCAACAUGACUGUCAGCUGACUGAGGGAGGAGCGACCUACUGUCUCUGUGACACGGGAUACACCGGGGACACAUGUGACACAGUUGAGUCAGCGUGCCGCGGCGAGGCAGUGCGUGACUUCCACCRGGUGCCGCGCGGCCACGCCGACUGCCAGACGACGCGGCCCUUCUCCUGGGUGGAGUGUCGGGGGGGCUGCCAGGGGGGCGGGGCGGCGUGCUGCGCCCCACUGAGGGUACGACGCCGGCGCUACACCUUCGAGUGCGACGACGGAAGUUCCUUCACACAGGACGUAGAGAAAGCAGUGGAGUGCGGCUGCAAGGAGUGUGUGUAGUCGUUGUUGUACUACACACGUACACACACGUGGGCAGUGCAGUCAGCUGAAGAGGAGUUACUGAACACACUGUAGGAAAGUAUAUAUAUAUAAAACAUGGACAUUGUCUGUGUGUUGCGGACAACAGUGUUUGUAAUAUAGGACAGUUCUUCCCUGGCAAGGACGGCCAACCAACACCAAACCAACCAACCUCAUCUUCGUCAUCUUCAUCUACAUCAGCAACUACCUAAAGAAWGUCAACUGUGGUCUCACAUUAGUCAUGUUAUAUUGAAAGGUCAUUCUUUGGAUUUAUACUGUAUUGUACACCCCUUYAUCCAUGUGCUCAAAUCAUUGUAAAUGGAGGAACCUGUAGGGUGCAUGGCAGCCAUGUUGGCAACAGGAAACCGUUGAGACACUUCUCUAGUUUCUUCCUGUUAAAUGAGAAACUGCUGCUCUUUUUUUGCUAGUUUACCAUUUAAUCUGUGUAUCUUUUCACUGGGCUGCAAUGCCAGUUCGCCCUCUAGUGGCCGGUCUUAUAACGAGGGUGUUUGAAGGUUCAGAUGGGGGAAGGGGGUGCGUUUUAGAGAGCAGCUGAGGCCCUGUGGCCYACUUUAAAGAGGUGGGGGCCUUUUGGAGGMUAUGUGCCAGUUUGAUUUUAGCCAGAAACUUCCUUAAUAUUCGUCAUGGUAAUUGGUUAUAAUUGUAUCAUUGAGUAAAACCCGCCUCCUAUCUCUCUGGUCCAAUCAGUCUCCUUCUACCACGUCUGCAGUAUUAUGAAACUCAACACAAAUGUAGCUUUGAUAAUAUUUUAGUUAUAAUUGUUGUAAAACUAAAACAGAAAUGUGCAUAACAUUUGUUUAACAUUUAGAUUGUUUUUUAACUUAGUGUUAUGUAGCUAAUGUAGCCCUUUGAUUGUGAUACAAAAUGGUAAAUACUUAACAGAUUGUAAUAUAUAUCAUUGCAUUUCAUUUGGAGAUAGUAUUUUUAUAUGUUUGAAUCCUGGCAUGGGAGGACAGACGUUGUAUUGGGUCUGUAGACUG